AUUAUCAAUACUACAAUUCUGGUGAAACGGAACUCUACUCAAAGCAAGCGAGAAAUAUUGAAAGAUCUCGUCAAAAUUUAAGUGUUUUUUUCGUGUAUUAUUGUAAAGAUGGCAUCUACAGGCAAAAAAGGUAAAAAGAACAAGGGGACCGUCAUAUCGUUGCAAUCAUUUCUUUCGAACGGUGACACACCCGCUGGAACAACGCAAGUUUCAAAGAAGGUCCGAAAUUUGGACGGCGACGACAGUGACGAUGGGGGCCACACACUACCCUUAGUUUAUCAGCUGCCAACUGCUCCCCGGGCAAAUCGGAUAUUUGAUGACGAUUCUAUUCCUCACAAGCCCCCAUUUAUAGCUUAUAUCAACAAUUUGCCAUUUGAUGCAAACGAGGAUGACAUAUACGAAUUCUUUGGAAACAUUAAUCUGGUGUCGCUCAGGUUACCCAGAGAAGAUGGCGAUACUGGCCGCUCCCGUGGUUUCGGUUAUGUUGAAUUGGAAAACCGAGACGAUUUGAUCCAUGUGCUCAGUUUGCCAGAUCCAUCCAUUAAGGGACGUCGUAUUCGUAUCGAAUUGUCCAAUGAAAAUGAUCAGCAAAAUCGCCAAAAGGGCAAUCGCCGUUUUGAAGGAUUUGGCAAUAGUGACAGGGAUAACAGGGACUCGGGCAAUUGGCGCCGAGACAGUCAGAACAAUGGCACAGGCUCGAGUGGUUAUGGCAACAAUUAUGAUCGUGGUUUCAACCGCGAUCGUAAGCCGAUUGUGGAACGGGAGGAAAACAAUACACCAGGAUCAUGGCGCACCAGUGUCAGAACUCAGUCAAAUGAUUAUUCACCUCCACGCAGAGAUCCAGAUCAGGGUGACAGAUAUAGGGAAGGACGUGGAAGACUUAAUAACGAACGUUAUUCAAGAGAUGAUGUCUCCAAUAGUACUGCUGAAGAAAGACCCAGGUUAAAUUUGAAACCUCGUACGUUGCCAUUGCCAGAGAUUGUCACUAAGCCAGAAGAGGAGGAACCUGAACCUGUUGAGGUUACCGAAGUGAAAGCUGCAUCAUCAGCAAAUGUAUUUGGAUCAGCUAAGCCAGUCGAUACUGCCACUAGGGAAUUGGAAAUCGAAGAACGUCUAGCCGAAGCCCGCCGACAAGAUAAAGCUCGUCAGGAGACAGAGGAGAUCAAUGAGAAACUGUCAGAGGUGCAAAUAGACAAGAAUGAUAACGAAAGCGUCGCUCCAAGUGUGAGCUGGCGUCGUACAGAUAACGAAGACAGCAAAAAAAAUUCACAGGAUGAACGGCGUCGAGAUGACGGAGAGUAUAAUAGAUUCAAUAAGCAACGCGAUCGCAAUGACAGAUAUGAGAAUUCCAAAGGAAAAGUAAACACAAAAGGUGAUGGAAAGUUGCGAGAGGAAAGCAAAAGUAAACGAGAUACACGAAGCGAGCGUCCACUGCCGAAAUAUCAACCAAAUCAGGCUGGACCGACUUUGCAAUCUUCCAACAAAUAUUCUGGACUUGACGAUGAAGGAUCUGAAUAAUUAAUAUUUGUAUGUUUCUAAUAAACAAUUAAAUGAAUUAAAAUAAACACAUACCGAAAAAUCAAUCUGA
This is a messenger RNA of Drosophila willistoni, 1588 nucleotides long. RefSeq names its product eukaryotic translation initiation factor 4B (gene eIF4B). Bases 109 to 1518 code for a protein of 469 amino acids. The transcript has 5 exons. Lineage: Eukaryota; Metazoa; Arthropoda; Insecta; Diptera; Drosophilidae. Gene Ontology annotation, molecular function: RNA binding. The record is from RefSeq and is a predicted model, not a curated record.